AUAAAUAGGUUUAAACUAACUACCAUGUAAUGUUUAAGUUAGAUAAGGUGUCUACUGAUAACAUUUGAUAGCAUGCUGUCAAAUUGUGUAAUUUAUGUUUAAUACCGAAUGUUAUGAUUGAGCUAAUAUGGAAGCGUUACGUGUCGCAGCUUUAUUUGCAAGUGUUGUGUGUUUAAUGCGCUUUGAAAGAACGGAUGGAAUAAGUUAUAAGAACAUGGAUGACUAUUGUGGGUCUCGCAUCUCAAUGGACGGUGAUAAUCAACUUUCACUAUACUUUUCCGACGAUGACGAAUGUGAGGUUACCAUAGCAACGACAAGCCAGUUUCCAAACAUGAUGCUUUAUUUCGAGAGAUUUUCAGUGGGCUGCAUUUACGGAACUGUCACCAUAAGGAAUAAAUAUGGCGAGCCAUCAUCUGGCCUCCCGGAAAGUCUUUGCGGUUACGUUUCAAGCAGUAAAGUCUACACACACAAUGGUGACGUCAAGAUAAAAUACGUUUCCAAAAAUGGAUGGACCUACGCCUCCUUCUCUUUGAUCGCGACGCUAUAUUCGGAUUCAAGUACGUGUGGAAGAUGGGAUCAUGUUUGUGCUAACGGGCGAUGCAUCGACCAAGAUUUGAAAUGCAACGGUUACAAUUCUUGCGGAGAUAAUUCUGGUUGUUCGGACGAUAAUAAUGAAUCUUCCGUUUCUGGCGUAAGCAUAGGUGUAGGCAUCUCUGUUGGUGUUAUCGUACUCGUCAUAGCAACAGUCACGAUUAUCUGUUGCAGAAGAAGAUCCAUCGGAAUACCCACACAGCAACCCCAACCUACAGCACCUGGGAUGCAAGUUGUUUAUGCGGUCCAUGCUAAUUCUGGACAGUUAAACCAAAGGUUUUCACAUGGGCUUUACGGCAUACAUAUGCAACAAACAGCAGCUAAUAAUCUGCCUACAACGCCGUUGUAUGACCAUUUACCGCCUCCGUAUGAUCCUACUUGGGCACCCAAAGACAUGAAACCAGACUGCCAAAAUGAAUUAGUAUCAGAUCAGAAUGUACUCACACGUAUUGAGAAAGCUACAGGGUCAGACAAGCCGAACAUGCAUGAAGAAGGAUAUAUUUAUGAUAAUGUCGCUGCUGAUUGUUCUGAUGAUCACUACAGUACGCUUGAUGACAUAGGCGCGAAUGUUAAUCAACACAGGGAGUAUGCUCCCCAAUGACAUAACGCUCGUCUAACAACGCCCAUCAUACUAACGACGUGAUGUGUCUUUUAAACAAGGUACACAAUACAACUGCAGAGACUCUAUCAAAAGCACAUUGUGCAUAUACUAACUUUUUUAGGAACUUAACUUUAUAUAGUGUGCAAUGUGUUUGAAUAAAAACAUGAAGAGAGGUAUGAUAACAAUCUUAAUAGGUAUAUUCAAAUCGAUUAACAGCUGAAAAUCAAUUUCAACAUUUAUAAAAAAUGAUUUGUCAUACAUUUACAUAUAGCAGUAUGCGCUCGACACUAAUGUUUAUAUGUAGAGUUUUCAUUAAUGUGUCCAGUCUAAAGACGAACACGCAGAAAGAUGACUACUAUUACAAUCACCUUUAACAUUGUGCGCGGCGUUUUUAUCACUAUUUAUUGUUUUCCAAUACCUUCAAGUACGUUGUUGAGGCUAUAUUGGUGUGUCGUAUUCGCGUGGCUCGUAAAUAACUGAUGAUUCACAGUACACAGUUGAUUUAUAAGGGUUGUAUUGCACUUGAGAUGGUGACGUAUUGGUCUGAAAUGUUUACAUUUUGGGAAAACCAGCACGAAACUCCUGAUAUCUAAAUAGAUAUGUAUUCGCACUACUUUGACAACUUUUGAAAUGUUAUCAGUUGUAUGUUAGAAAAUUGUGUACAUUCCUCUAUGACCUAGCUUGAAUUCUUACCUUUUGAGUUAUCGUUGUCAUAGUUUGCCUCAUACGCAUCCGAACUCCAAUCGAUGCGUGUCUAAAUUUCACAUCGUCAAGAAUGCCCCCUUCCAUUCCCUUACAUUUUACCCAGCAAACUGAUAUCAAUCAAUAGUAUGAUUACCUUCGAUGACAACGACUUGGCACUUACGGUAUUUUUUCCAGUAUGAUUAUGGCAUAUUUUGAUACACAGUUUCAUUUGGUUGCCGUAUGACCUAAAAAUAAAGUAUAUAUUGCGUAUAAAACGCAAUAAUGAUGUUGAAUUCAAUCGAAAAGGUUCAAACGGAAGUGUUUGCAGAAUGUCGAAAUGACAGUUUUCCAACGUUUUUUUCAAAUAAUCCGAAAUUAUAAAAAAAAUCAUAAGGACGAGAUAAUUACGACGAUUUAUAUACAAAAUACACUUUUUUUUAAUUGAGAAAAAAUAAAGCAUAACACUUACAUAAACAGACGAAAUAAUUUGGAAGGUUCUAAUGUUUUCAUUUCAUUUUGUGAUUAAAAAAACGUGGAUCGAUAAAAUAAAGUAUAAAAUGCAU
Messenger RNA from Dreissena polymorpha, 2439 nucleotides. RefSeq lists its product as uncharacterized. The coding region runs from base 128 to 1192 and encodes 354 amino acids. Lineage: Eukaryota; Metazoa; Mollusca; Bivalvia; Myida; Dreissenidae. The record is from RefSeq and is a predicted model, not a curated record. The transcript is spliced from 5 exons. Gene Ontology annotation, molecular function: protein binding.